Molecule: messenger RNA, 2214 nt
Organism: Giardia duodenalis
Lineage: Eukaryota; Fornicata; Diplomonadida; Hexamitidae
Exons: 1
Coding region: 1-2214 (737 amino acids)
Source: RefSeq, a predicted model, not a curated record
AUGGAAGUUGAUCAAAUAGUGAGCGAUAUCUAUGUCUCGGAGGCCCGUGCAGCUACGAGCGGGUUCUCCCAACCAUCCUAUCCAUCACAUACCUCUCAGGAUAUCUCUUUGGAGUUUAUCAGAGCCAUGACAGCGGACACCAGCACUUCGGGGAUCCCUCCAUAUAAGGAAGCCUCCAUACGAAGUACUUCUCCAUAUGCGGCCUAUAAAGUCAACUUUGCGAAUGACCUCCAAUAUGGCCGCGAAGAGAGUCCCAUCGAUUAUCUAGAGGAUGACCUUAGCAGGCUUCUGAUAGAUUCGACAGUAGGCGAUCUUCCUCUUCGGUCACAAUCACUCAAGCAGAAAAGUGUUGAUGAGAAUGCCCGGAAAGACUCCAGCUUCGCAGGAAUCCGCAGCCUCCGUUCCGGUGAGCUCCCUGCCAAGCAGCUCCUUAUGUCCUCGCAGAGUAGCCGAUCCAGUUCAUUCAUGCGAACUCCAGCAGGGUCCAUGAUUCGGUGGCGCCCUUCCACAGGCGGCCCCAGGCGCCAUCAGGGCACACGAGUGGAGGCAUCCACAUCUUAUCUCUCAAGUGACCCUAACGGGCUCCGCGCUUCCUCGGUGAGAGGACGGCCAAUGACAGACGCGGAUAUAACCCAACAGGUGUUCCACGUCCUGAAUUGCCUGAAGCUUAGUCACCCAUCAACGUUUUACAUAAACAGAUCUGGAUCACAAAGCAUUCUAGCAUUCUCUGCAGAGGAUAACCAGCCACUCGAAUCAGAAUCAACCUCAGAUCCUCAUAUGCCGUCUUCGUCGCAGACAAUGGUGGUGUUGAAGGUCGAUUUUCCAGAUCAGUUAAAGAUGUGUACGUAUAACAUGGUAUAUUUUGGAUUUUAUUCCCUAUUCGAUGGAUUGCUAGAAGAUGACCAGGGAUUUUUGGUGGGAGACAGCAGCUAUCUUACAGUUUCGGAAGUAGAACCCUUCUGUAUUGCGAUGGCACGCCAUGUACUGGAGAUUGUACAGUCAUACAAUAAAUAUGUUAACCCGUCUGUGGCAAUUGAAAGGCUUCGCAGCUCCAGUUCCAUUACGGUCCCGUUCGUUAAGUGUAUCUACAUGUUCAAGAAAGAGCUGAAGGCCCGGCGGCUAACAACUAUCCCGCGCUGUGACCAACCUGGUUACCAGCGCAAUCCCUCUAGCACCAGUUCUAGCUUUAGCUCCGCAGCAACGUCCACCUCCUCUUUCAAGGGUUACGAUGAGGUGAUAUCCCAUUGCAACAAGCUCUAUUCGCUUCAUGAAAAGAAGCAAGCCAAACAACUGGAGAUUGACCGCCAACGGGCCGAGGAAGAGACAUCUGGAUGCACGUUUCGGCCAGAGCUGAACGAUAGGUCCAUCGAGCUCUCGACACGCAAACGCAUAUACGAUGGGACAGCAACUGUGAAGGAAAGCAUCGAAAAUAGCAUCGAAAACUACACUGUUAAGGUCCGGUCUCUCAACGAGCUAGACGACUAUACAAAAAUAAUAACUAAGUACCUAUACGAUCUAAAGCUCUACGCAAUGAAUCAGCGUAUCCUUUCCUAUUUUCCUGACGAUCAUGUCAUUUGGGAGGAUGCAUAUCAUGCUCUGCGGGCAAACACCAGUUUAAAGUACAGAGAAGAAAUGAUGGACGAGUUCAAGGAGCGAAUGGCAGCAGAAGCGCGAUCAAAGAGCACAGGAAAGCCCCAGACAGCGAAGGUAAAGCUCAACUACAAGCCCGGUGAGUCUAUACUCGACGCAACUGCACAGCUAGGCGUAUGUUACUACAAUAAGCAUCUUAAGAACGUAAAGGACGGAGAACCUUACAGAAUGGAUGAGAGACAGAGACGCAAUAUGAAGCUUGUCAAGCAGGGCGUGCUGCGACCAGAGUUCGCUGGGAUGACUGAUCAGACAUUCAAGGAUCUUCCAAUAGCUAGCAAAAUGCACACAGUAGACGCAGAUCGCCAGAUUGAGUACCAGGAACGGGAAGGCAAGGCAGAGCAACGUGUAGCCGCUGUGAAGCCGUACCUCCGGGGCGGUGGGGAUGUAACGUCACUGGUCGGUGAAACGGGAAUGGGAGAAAUCGUUCAAGCUACUCUGAACACAAAGAUGGGCUCUGUAGCAAACCUUGAUAAUGAUCCUCUGGUAUCAUCUCCGGUUCUUUUGGAUUCAUUGACGAAGUGCCUCAGUAUGAUAAAGGCGAUAACAGAGCAGGAGGAUGCUUAA